Fomitopsis serialis is the source of this 792-nucleotide messenger RNA. RefSeq lists its product as uncharacterized. The transcript has 3 exons. NCBI's taxonomy places the organism in Eukaryota, Fungi, Basidiomycota, Agaricomycetes, Polyporales, Fomitopsidaceae. The record is from RefSeq and is a predicted model, not a curated record. Bases 1 to 792 code for a protein of 263 amino acids.
AUGACGAUACACAGGCUAAAGUUGACCACUCGCCAUCUUUUGGAGCAGCCCUACGGCCAGCAACACCUUCCGCUCGACGCCCUCGGGACAAGACAUGACGACCAACGACGACCCCAGAAGCUUACGCCGGCAUGGCAGUACACCAUCCCACCCUACGAUCUAUCUGGGCGUCCCUGGCACCACUACCCGUCUCCGUCCGACCUCCGCGCUGUCAACCUGGACAACAUCUCUCGCGACGCACUCACCUAUACCGCCGAGCAGCGCAUGAACAAAGCCAGAGAACUCCGCUGUUCGCUGCUCGACAAGCUCUUCCAUGACCUCUACGCGCAGGAUAAGUGCACUUGGGAGAGCUGCGCGGCGGUCUUUGCUGGGCGACAGAAGGGCAAGGGAGACAUGGCUGAGUACCACGAGUGGAUCAGCGAGGCUAUCGAGCGCGUGCUGGGGGACAAGGAGAUGAGCAGCUUGAUCAAUGGCGAGCCGACGCAUCCCGACUUCGCCACUUACCAUCUCAUCGAGGAGUUCGUGGAGCACCUUGAUGGGACGGUGUGGCUGGAGAUGGCCAGCGAGGACACGGAUCAGACCCCGGAGAAGACUAUAAUUGAACAGGAAUUUCGCGAUAGGCUCGUCAAGCCCGUGUUGGAUGAGAUCAAGACCCUCCAAGAGCUGUUGUUCGACGCUUGUCGGAAUGCGGAAGACGUGACGCUCGAGCCGUUCGAAGGGUAUCAGGCGAGGGUCGAGCAUGUUAAGCAGAGCUGGACUGAUGCAGAGGUGCCCGUGGAAACAGCUAUGUAG